AGUGGAGGCUUGAUUAAAAAAUUAACAACUUAAUCGAUGGGCCAAUACUAGGAUUCUUCCUAUGAAACAAACCUUACCGUAUAAUGAUAUGACCAUCUUGACCAAAACGUCAAACCAAAACUUAAUCGAGGAACGUUUUUAAUGUUUUCGGCUUCAUACAAUGAUAUGAACAUCUUCACCAACACCUUUACCUCGGUUUGACGUUCUUCAAAUCCUCUUCAUUCAUUUAUCCAUCGCCUUACCGUAUACUGAUAUCUCUCUAUGCUUGUGUUGAAUGUAUAUUUCAGGUUGUUCUAUGGGGAAUAUGUGUUUCAAGACUUUGUAGAUUUAAUUCGAGGUCAUACUUACGUAUUUUUCCAUUACGACUACUAUAAUGGUAUGCUUUUCUAACUCAAUCUUUAUUGGAAUUAAUGCUCAUUCCUUAGUACUGUCUGUUUAUGUGCUUGCAUAUCUUUCUAAUUUUGUUACUCUAAUCUAUAGAUCCUGAUGGCAUAUUUCUCGAAGCAACAGGUGGACUUAUUUUGGCAAGAGUUUUGUUCAGGCUAUCCAUCUUGAUUGUAGUUAUUAUGUACAAGUUUCGCAGAAGACAUUUGUCUGCAGAUGAUACAAUUGAAGAGUUCCUUCAAAAGCAGAACAACUUCAUACCUAUUAAGUACUCAUAUUCUGAAAUAAAAAAAAUGACUAGAGGUUUCAAGGACAAAUUAGGUGAAGGAGGUUAUGGUUUGGUUUUUAAAGGAAAGCUUCAAAGUGGCAAUUUAGUGGCAGUAAAAUUAUUGAGCAAAUCAAAAGCUAAUGGCCAAGAUUUCAUCAAUGAAGUUGCUACCAUUGGAAGGGUUCAUCAUGUUAAUGUGGUGCGACUGAUCGGAUUUUGCGUGGAGGGAUCUAAACGAGCUCUUGUGUAUGAUUUCAUGCCAAAUGGAUCCUUGGAUAAAAUCAUAUUUUCUGGUGAAAACAACACAUUUUUAACCUAUCAAAGAAUGUUUGAAAUUGCCCUUGGAGUGGCUAGGGGGAUUGAAUACUUACAUCGAGGAUGUGAAAUGCAGAUUCUACAUUUUGAUAUCAAGCCACACAACAUCCUUUUGGAUGAGAAUUUUAAUCCAAAAGUUUCAGAUUUUGGCCUUGCAAAAUUGUAUCCGACAGAUGACAGUAUUGUAUCUCUUACUGUAGCAAGAGGUACUCUAGGAUACAUGGCUCCAGAAUUAUUCUACAAGAAUAUUGGAGGCAUCUCAUACAAAGCUGACGUCUAUAGCUUUGGAUUGUUGUUGAUGGAAAUGGUGGGAAGGAGAAGGAACUUAAAUGCAUUUGCUGAUCAUACAAGUCAGAUAUACUUCCCAAAAUGGAUUUCUGAACGUUUUGAUCAGGGAGAGGAUAUAGAGUUGGGAGAUGUUACUGAUGUUGAAAAGAAUGUUCUGAUGAAGAUGGCCAUAGUUGCCUUGUGGUGCAUACAAAUGAAACCUGACAUUCGUCCUUCCAUGACCAAAGUCUUGGAGAUGCUUGAAAGUGAAAUGGAGCUCCUUGAAAUGCCUCCCAAGCCUACUUUUGUUCCUUCCGAAUCGCCAGCUCCAGAUCAUGGUGGUAUAAGUCUAGCAACUACGCCAACUAUGUCCCUUGAUGCUAGAUCAUAAUAGUCUACUCCAAAUGCAUUUCUAGGUAGAUGCGCAUUCACAGCUAGUUGCAUUGAAUAUUGUGUCAUGAUCCAGUAUUGUUGCUUUGGUAGAUUACCUACUCAAUUUUCUUCCUGUAAAAUAUAUCAAAUUCCUCGUGCCAUUUUUCUAUCUGUGAAUUGCAAACUAUUAUUUGAAUCAAUCUAAUCGUUGCCA
Rubroshorea leprosula is the source of this 1820-nucleotide messenger RNA. Lineage: Eukaryota; Viridiplantae; Streptophyta; Magnoliopsida; Malvales; Dipterocarpaceae. The record is from the annotation of a GenBank genome assembly.